AUGAAAAAUGGCUUAAGCGUCACAUCUGCGGUAGUAACGAUGGUGACGUCAAUGAUGGGGACGGGAAUCAACUACAUGCCCUAUGCAUUCAAGAGUGUCGGAUAUGUCCGGGGCAUACUUCUGAUAAAUAUAGUUGGGGUGCUGACGUUUUUCUCUCUGUAUGCGAUUUCCAUUGCAGCAAACAAGUCUAAGGAGCCAAACCCAACAUACUCGUCGCUGUCAUCCCAGAUUUCAAAGCCGUUCAAGACUCUGGUGGACAUGUCCAUAUUCAGCGGGUGCUUUGGCGUAAAUGUGGUUUUCUACAGAUACCUUGCAGAGCUUAUUACAAUGAUGUUUCCAAUAGGAGAGUAUGUUGACCCUGAGAUAGGGCGGAAGAUGGUUGUUGUUGCCCUUGCAGUUCCUUUCCUCCUGCUAUCGUUGCAGAAGAAUCUAUCCAACCUCAAGGUGACAUCAUACAUCACGGUUGCAUCUGUAAGCUAUCUCGCGAUGCUUAUGGUUGUGUACUGUCUAUUUAUUGGAGGGAGUUGUGCAGACGAGCCCAUCCAGAGGUUUGGAUCUGAAUUUUCAAGCGGUGUCUCCUGCUUUAUACUUGCGUUGUCGUGCCAGGCCAACAUGGUUAAGACAUACACCGAGCUGGAGCACAAGUCUGUGGGCAACAUUGUUAAGGUUGCAGUGGGGGCCGCAUUUUUUGGUACCCUUAUUUAUGGAAGUGUCGGGCUUUGCGGAUACAUUGUGCUUGGACACUCGAUAAAAAGUUCGAUAAUCGACAUACUGAUAAAUCCCAAGAGCAACAUCAAUGUGUAUCUUAUGAGCCACACCAUCGAUAAGUAUGCGGUGUCAUCAAGAAUAGCAUGCUUUGGGGCAAUGCUGGUUCUGUUUGGAGGAUUUCCCGUUCAGAUGAACCCAUUGGCUGGAAUGUCUCUUGGUUACUUUAUGAAAGAGGGAAGCAACGAGGAUAUAGUAAGAAGGAAGGUAGUGUGCGUGAUGAUGUCUAUGUUUCUGGUCCUGGGGCUCAUAAAGGAGCUCAACAUUGACACUAUACUGAAGAUGAUUGGGGCCACUGCCGUCAAUCUAGUUUCGUUCACUUAUCCUUGCAUAUACUAUCUUCAUUUCAGUAAGAAGAUGGACCUGAUGUCUGGUAUGGCUGCAGUCUUCGGGGUUGGCAGCUUGGUGUCAAUGGUUUAUAUGUCAUAUAACAUACUGACAACAUAA
Messenger RNA from Encephalitozoon cuniculi GB-M1, 1212 nucleotides. RefSeq lists its product as uncharacterized. The record is from RefSeq and is marked provisional. The coding region runs from base 1 to 1212 and encodes 403 amino acids. The transcript has a single exon. Gene Ontology annotation, biological process: amino acid transmembrane transport. Gene Ontology annotation, molecular function: amino acid transmembrane transporter activity. Lineage: Eukaryota; Fungi; Microsporidia; Unikaryonidae.